ACUUCCCUCCUCCCUGUCGCCUCCCCUCCUCCUUCUUGCGAGAAACGUUGCCAGUUGGCUAGCAGCUCCGGUGGGGAUCUGCUUGCCCUGGGGGCGCCGCCCGCGCUCCCCGCGGUCCUCUCGCUCCCGGGCUGCGCUAGUCGGAAGCAGUGCCGGCUCCAGUGCCUCUCCGAGUCGCAGAUGCUGCGGGUUCCUCCGGGGGACUAUCUGGGCACCGCGCUCGCCGGGUAAGUUCGGAGCGCUCAGGGACGCGGUGGCGACGCGGCCAAGGAGCCGGCUUUCUCCUCAGUCCGUUGCCUUCCCGACCACCUCUCCUUGCGAGGGAGACAGCUUCGCGAGGCUGCUCGCCAUCCGCGUGAGGCAGCUUGCUGGCGGCCGCCCUCUACCCUCAAUCCCCACUAGGGAUUCCUCACCCCCGGACCAUCCGCGCGGGCGUGGUCGGGCACCGCUCGUCGCGUAGCCUGGUGGCACAGGCGGCCAGGGAGGCCCCACACACCCGGCGUGAGCUAGAAGCCUCCAGUCGGCCUGCACUGUCCAAGCCCCAAGGCGAAGGCACCCCGAGUGCCCGUCGCGGCUGUGGAGCCGCAUGCCGGACACCGCACCAGACGUCUUGCAGGUAGGGGCAGGGAAGGUACGGCGGCGCUGACGGCGGUGCCCGGUGACUGGCGAUCGAGGACUCUCGGAGACUCCUGGUAUUCGGGAAGCGCCCUUCGGAAACAGGAUUCGACCCGGCUUUCGGGCGGUGAGUGUUUAGAGUAGGAGGCUGCGGGCAAGCCGUGCCCCCACUCAGGGCUCCUGGACUCUGCUAAGCCUCCUCGUGGCCUGAUGGACUGCGGGUAGAGAGGUGAGCUGAAAGCCGGCCGGCACCCACUUUGUCCUAUGGAAGCCUUGGCGACCUGAGCCAGGCUUUACUCGGAUACAUAGCCGACGGAGUUCUUGAAGCCUCCCUCUCCUCAGCAAACACGAGAGAGCGUUUUUCUGAUUUUAAUGAUCGCCGUUGCCUCUCUUGGGGUUCCAGUUCACCCCAACCUUUGGCCUUAAAAGCCCGCUUUCCUUAGCGGGGUACUGCGGCAGUUCUUCAGAAUGAACUGGACCAAAUGAAACUUACUUAAAGUGGUUAUCCCGUUUCAGGCUGAUUUGUUCCUAGUAACUCUGUUUUGGAAAGCGGCUGCGAACUCUCAGGGACAGGAAGGAAGGAGACCCCCUCAGGGUCCCGGUGUCGAUCCCCACAGUUAGAUUACCAAUGAAUUUCCUUGAUUCGGUAGGUCUCAAGAAUUUCAAGAGCCCCCAACCGCCUCCACCUUUAUCUCUGAAUCUCUCUCCUUUCUCUGAAAUUUUUAGCAAAAAUAAUCUGUCCUCAAGGAAUGUUGAAAGCGUCAUCAAUGUCUUGAAAGAAAUUACUGUAUGUGAGAACUAAAACUAGUAUUUGUUGUUUAACUUUCCAAUACAUUUUUUAAAAUAGAAAGCAUACCUUUAACUAAAACACCACCCCCCACUAUUUAAGUUUAAGUAGAUGUUUAAUUCAUAGUAAGCAGUAGUGUGCUUUCUGGAAAGACGAUGGACUGGGACUCAUAAUCCCUGGGUUUUAUUUCUAAUUGUAGUUUCUGGAGUAAGUCAGCACUUUCCCUGGUUGAGAAAUGACUUCAUCUGUAAAAUGAACCUGACUUCUAGGGUCUUCUUCAGCUCUCACACUGGCUUUUACUUUAGUUAGUUAUUAACAUAAUAAAUGUUUAUUGAAUGAAUGACUGAAUGAAUCAAUCUUGUUGCUCUAGGAACUAUGUGCUUUUAAUAUUUGGAAAUCCGUAGAAACAAAUGCCUCCUUUGCUAGGAAAGGUAGUUUAAUUCUGCUCCCACUGCAUCAGACUGCUUCCAUCUAAUGAUGCAAUUGCAAUCCAGAGUGGGAGGCCAUCCGCAGGGCUAUCCCUCCGCUUUAGAACUCAUCUCAAGUUUGCCAUAUGGUAUAGACAAGGAAAAUUUGAGUCCCCAGAAGGCAAGUAUUUUGCUAAAGGCCAAACAAGAUUUAGAGGGUAAGGGAACUGCUGAUGCCUGGUCCAAAGCUUUUCUUGGAAGAAGAAGGAAGAGAAAGGGAGAAAGCCCAAGAAAAUAAUGCACAAUGCACGGUAGAUCACGGAGCUACAGGUUGCCGUAGUGCCUAAGUUUAUAAACUACCCCGGCUCUUCCUGAAGAGGAAGAAGCUUGUAUAAAGUGAACAAUCCUAGGACCUAGGCUUGACAAGGAAGGAGAAGGGGAGGAUCAGGGGGCAGGGGGCGUUCUGUUCUCAAGUGGUUUGUUAUAUCUGUGUGUUUGUCUAUUUCACAUUUGGCCAAGAAGUGGGAACCUGGGAAAGCAAGCUGAAGUGUUUGGUGGGCACAAACACAGGCACAUCAUUGACACAAUUCUUUUUCCCAGGUUAUUUCAUUCCCUGCUUUUCCGGAUCCAUUUCCCUCUUCCUGCCAGAGGCAACUCAAGGCCUUUCGAGGCAACAGCAGACAUGAUUUACCCCUUGUCAAUUGCCUCCACAAUGAAAGACUCUUGGGUCCAAGGAACUGUAAGAUAGUUAAGGAGAAAACAGAUAAUGAAGGGAAAAAUCCAACACUUAGCUGUUAGCAAUGCUCUGAAAACGUUAUUUCAACCCGAUUUGGAUGUCAGAGCUGGGAGGGCCCACAUAGUCUCCCUACCCCCCUUUUGCAGAUGGAGACAGGAAGAUCCAGGAGCCAGUGACACAUCUAGCAACAGAGCCAGAUGAGAACCCAGGCAAGAAGCGCACGUUUAAACCUCAUUAUCUGGCUAAGUAUAAACCUCAGGGAGAAAUCGGUUUUGUUUUUGUUUUUCUGUCUGUAAGCUAACGUUGAGCUGACUUUCAGAGUCCAGGCAAAUAUCUGUUUGGUGGGUCACCGCCCAGAAAGGAAUUCUCCUAAGCACUGAAUCAAGGCUCUGUAUGUAAAGCAUAAAUCCCCUAAGAGAACUCCUCGCCCUCCUACACAGACACACUGGUGCAUGCACAUACACCCCACUCUCUGCACAGAGAGCAUCUGAGCUAGGAGCUGGCAAGUGGGGCAUCAGUCCUGUAGCAAAGAGGCAUACCACAUGCGGGCGGGCGCGCGCGCGCACACACACACACACACACAGACACACACACACACAGACACACACUCUUACACGGUUCUCCCUUGCUUGGGAAUCUGGGGUAAGAACCCCGCGCCCCCACCCCUGCCCUCCAUAGGUAUUGUGUAGGUGAGAGAAAGAGGGAGGAGUCAAAGAGAACACAGAGAGGGGCGGGAGGAGGUGCUAGCCUAAGAGCAGGGUCCUUCCUUGAGAAACACCUCUGCAGGAGCGUCUCCUGCCACCAGCCAGGUUGGAGGUGGAGUAGUUCAGAAUCAACUGACGCAGCCAGGAAUUGAGCUUUGCAAAACCACUUGCAAGGAAGGGAAGCAUCUGCCCAACCCUCCCCCACCGCGCGCCCUGGAUCCUCUGCCUGCCCCCUCCCCUGUGACGUCACCCUAGUCCUGUCCCAGCGAGCCUGCAAAGCCUCUCAAAUUCAAACUGCUAGACGCACUGCUGCCGCCGCCACCGGAUUGGAAACGCGCGCCCAGGCUCCGCCGUCGCCUUCGCCCGGCGACCGGGCCAGCCGGCUCUGCGACCUCCCUACAGAAUUGCACCCCAGGCCCUCCCUGACAGUUCGGCUUCCCUCUGCUCCAACUCCCUCCGCUCCAACUCUCCUCUUCCGUUCCUGCCUCCUGUCGGAUUUUUAAUUUCUGCACACCCCCAGUCAAAUUAAAUCAACCAACAAAAAGCAGAACAUCCCCCCUGGAAGCAGCGUCUUAUUGUACCUUGUUCUCCCUCUUCCUGAAGAUGCUAAACUCCUGGUGGACUGCAGAGGAGCGGGGCUCUGUCUUCUCCUGAUGUCGAUUGCGAUUUCUGCUGGAAGCCCAAGACGGGCGAGCCGCCUGAGAUCUCUUCGAGAUACCCAAGGGGAGGAGGAGAUGGGCAGGAUUUAGUAGGACAACUCGGUUACUAAUGACUUGGCGGCUGGCUGCGACCCCCCGGGAAAUCAGGUGCAAGCAUGUUUGCCUGUAGGUACCUGAGUUGACACCGAAGGUGCCUAAAGAUGCUGAGCGGCGUUUGGUUCCUCAGUGUGUUAACCGUGGCCGGGAUCUUACAGACGGAGAGUCGCAAAACUGCCAAAGACAUUUGCAAGAUCCGCUGUCUGUGCGAAGAGAAGGAAAACGUACUGAAUAUUAACUGUGAAAACAAAGGAUUUACAACAGUUAGCCUGCUCCAGCCCCCCCAGUAUAGAAUCUAUCAGCUUUUUCUCAAUGGAAACCUCUUGACAAGACUGUAUCCAAACGAAUUUGUCAAUUACUCCAACGCAGUGACUCUUCACCUAGGUAACAACGGGUUACAGGAGAUCCGAACGGGGGCAUUCAGUGGCCUGAAAACCCUCAAGAGACUGCAUCUUAACAACAACAAGCUCGAGAUAUUGAGGGAGGACACUUUCCUGGGCCUGGAGAGCCUGGAGUAUCUCCAGGCCGACUACAAUUACAUCAGUGCCAUCGAGGCUGGGGCAUUCAGCAAACUUAACAAGCUCAAAGUGCUCAUCCUGAAUGACAACCUUCUGCUUUCACUGCCCAGCAAUGUGUUCCGUUUUGUCCUGCUGACCCACUUAGACCUCAGGGGGAAUAGGCUAAAAGUAAUGCCUUUUGCUGGCGUCCUUGAACAUAUUGGAGGGAUCAUGGAGAUUCAGCUGGAGGAAAACCCCUGGAAUUGCACCUGUGACUUACUUCCUCUCAAGGCUUGGCUAGACACCAUAACUGUGUUUGUGGGGGAGAUCGUCUGCGAAACGCCCUUUAGGUUGCAUGGGAAAGAUGUGACCCAGCUGACCAGGCAAGACCUCUGUCCCAGAAAAAGUGCCAGUGAUUCCAGUCAGAGGGGCAGCCAUGCCGACACACACGUCCAAAGGCUGUCACCUACAAUGAAUCCUGCCCUCAGCCCAACCAGGGCUCCCAAAGCCAGCCGGCCACCCAAAAUGCGAAAUCGUCCAACUCCCCGGGUGACUGUGUCAAAGGACAGGCAAAGUUUCGGACCCAUUAUGGUGUACCAGACCAAGCCUCCUGUGCCUCUCACAUGUCCCAGCAGCUGUGUCUGCACUUCUCAGAGCUCAGACAAUGGUCUGAAUGUAAACUGCCAAGAAAGGAAGUUCACUAAUAUCUCUGACCUGCAGCCCAAACCUACCAGUCCAAAGAAACUUUACCUAACAGGGAACUAUCUUCAAACUGUCUAUAAGAAUGACCUCUUAGAAUACGGUUCUUUGGACUUACUGCAUUUAGGAAACAACCGGAUUGCAGUCAUUCAGGAAGGUGCCUUUACAAACCUGACCAGUUUACGCAGACUUUAUCUGAAUGGCAAUUACCUUGAAGUGCUGUAUCCUUCUAUGUUUGAUGGACUGCAGAGCUUGCAAUAUCUCUAUUUAGAGUAUAAUGUCAUUAAGGAAAUUAAGCCUCUGACAUUUGAUGCUUUGAUUAACCUACAGCUACUGUUUCUGAAUAACAACCUUCUUCGGUCCUUACCUGAUAACAUCUUUGGGGGUACGGCCCUCACCAGGCUGAAUCUGAGAAACAACCAUUUUUCUCACCUGCCUGUGAAAGGGGUCUUAGAUCAACUGCCGGCUUUCAUCCAGAUAGAUCUGCAAGAGAACCCAUGGGACUGUACCUGUGACAUCAUGGGGUUAAAAGACUGGACAGAACAUGCCAAUUCUCCUGUCAUCAUCAAUGAGGUGACUUGUGAAUCUCCUGCUAAGCAUGCAGGGGAGAUACUAAAAUUUCUGGGGAGGGAGGCUAUCUGUCCGGAGAGUCCAAACUUGUCAGAUGGGACCAUUUUGUCAAUGAAUCACAAUACAGACACACCUCGCUCACUUAGUGUGUCUCCUAGUUCCUAUCCUGAACUACACACCGAAGUCCCACUUUCUGUCUUAAUUUUGGGAUUGCUUGUUGUUUUCAUCUUAUCUGUCUGUUUUGGGGCUGGCUUAUUCGUCUUUGUCUUGAAACGUCGAAAGGGAGUGCCAAGUGUUCCCAGGAAUACCAACAACUUAGACGCAAGUUCCUUUCAAUUACAGUAUGGGUCUUACAACACUGAGACUCACGAUAAAACAGACGGCCAUGUCUACAACUAUAUCACCCCACCUGUGGGUCAGAUGUGCCAAAACCCCAUCUACAUGCAGAAGGAAGGAGACCCAGUAGCUUAUUACCGAAACCUGCAAGAGUUCAGCUAUAGCAACCUGGAGGAGAAAAAAGAAGAGCCAGCCACAUCUGCUUACACAAUAAGUGCCACUGAGCUGCUAGAAAAGCAGGCCACACCAAGAGAGCCUGAGCUGCUGUAUCAAAAUAUUGCUGAGCGAGUCAAGGAACUCCCCAGCGCAGGCCUAGUCCACUAUAACUUUUGUACCUUACCUAAACGGCAGUUUGCCCCUUCCUAUGAAUCUCGACGCCAAAACCAAGACAGAAUCAAUAAAACCGUUUUAUAUGGAACUCCCAGGAAAUGCUUUGUGGGGCAGUCAAAACCCAACCACCCUUUACUGCAAGCUAAGCCGCAGUCAGAACCGGACUACCUCGAAGUUCUGGAGAAACAAACUGCAAUCAGUCAGCUGUGAAGGGAAAUCAUUUCCAACCCUAAGGCAUCACAGGAUGCUACUCCAAACUGCUGGAAACAAGGACAUUAGCUUUUGUGUUUGUUUGUGUUCUCCCUUUCCCAGUGUAAAUGGGGGACUUUGAAGAUGUUUGGGAGAUGGGGUGAAGUAAUGAUAUUGCUUUUGCAAGUUUUCCUUUAAAUUAUUUCUCUCUCGUUCUCCUCCCCUCCUUUUUUUUCCCCCUUCUCUUCUUAGGAACGAUCAGUGGACCUGAAUGUUUCUGUAAUGCAUUUAUUCAUAUAUUUUGUUUAUGGUUUUGUUUCUUUUUUCUUCUUUGUUUUUCAGUGUGGGAGUGGGAAGAGGAGAUUAUAGUGACUGAAGAAAGAAUAGGCAAACUUUGCAAAUGAAAAUGGUUAUUUAGUGUAUUUUGUAGAAGAUCUCCAAAGAUCUUUUGUGACUACAACUUCUUUUGUAAAUAAUGAUAUACGGCAUUUCCAUCUUCAGUUACCAAGUAUAGCCACUGGGCCUCACUACUUUGUGUUAAAGUGCCUUCGCACUUUAAGUACAUUACUUAAAUGUUGCUUUUAGCUUUGAUAAAUUGAAACUAUUUUAAUGUGUUGUAUUUUUGAAAUUGAAAACACUGUAAAAUAGAUCGACGUGUCAGCUAUAUUAAGUCAACGUGCAGUUUGCUUGAGUUAUAGAAACCAGCCUGUCAACAAAUGAUUCUAGUUCUAGGACUUUGUAGGCUUAACUUUACGAUAUUUCCUUUCCUCUGGGUUUGUUUUAAGUGAUUUUAUUUAAGUCAACUAAGGGGAUUUAACAGUGGACUAGAGGUAAUAAACCACCUCAGUCAGGAUUAAUAAUUCAUUAAUAAAAUAUAUUUAACCCAA
This is a messenger RNA of Saimiri boliviensis boliviensis (Bolivian squirrel monkey), 7512 nucleotides long. RefSeq names its product SLIT and NTRK like family member 2 (gene SLITRK2). The record is from RefSeq and is a predicted model, not a curated record. Gene Ontology annotation, molecular function: protein binding. NCBI's taxonomy places the organism in Eukaryota, Metazoa, Chordata, Mammalia, Primates, Cebidae. Gene Ontology annotation, cellular component: glutamatergic synapse. Gene Ontology annotation, biological process: positive regulation of synapse assembly; axonogenesis.